AGUUUUAAUUGCCGUAAAAUAUCACACAUAAAUAUUAUAAUUAUCAGCGACGUUCUAUUGAUUGUUACAUUUAUUAGUUGUUGUUUACGUUUGAGAAAUUAUGGGCGAUGAAUAUGCUGCAGUUAAAAGAGGAAAGCUUAUUCUAAAAGGAGACAAGCCUAAGGCCAAAAAACGUAAACACAAGAAAAAAGAAAAGUCAGAGGGCUCAAAAAUUGACGAAGAGGCAAUUAAACAUGGUGGUUGGUGGAAAGUUGAGAAAAUAGAAGAUAUUACUGGUUCUGUCUCUCUUGAGUUUGGUAACAAUUGUUACAUAUCAGCUUUGGAUAAUGGAUUGUUUACUCUGGGAGCUCCACAUGAUGAUGGUGAUGGGCCAGCUCCGGAAGAAAUAUUCACAGCAUUUCCAGCAGGAGAGAACAAGUUUGCUCUCAAGUCUGGCUACGGGAAGUACCUAGGCGUGACCAAAGAGGGCAUUGUUAUUGGCAGAUCUGAUGCUGUGGGUCCCAUGGAACAAUGGGAGCCUGUUUUUCAGGAUGGCAAAACAGCCAUUCAAAGUUCUUUAAGCAAAUUCAUGUCGGUUAACCCCGAAGACGACUCGGUAAUAGCUCAGAGCCUGCAAGCAGGUCCACAAGAGUUUUGCAGUAUACGAAGUAAUAAGACUAAAGAGGUGAAUAAAGCUGUAUUACCGGAGGAAGAAGAAGGCAAUUUGGCAGAAGUGGAAGUUAACUAUGUCAAAAAGUUUCAAAAAUUCCAAGACAAGAGGCUGCGCUUGAACGACGGCGGGGUAUCGGAACUAAAACGUGCUAAGGUAGACGGCACACUGCAUGAAACUUUGCUAGAUCGGCGGAGUAAGAUGAAAGCCGAUCGGUAUUGCAAGUGAUUGACAUCAGAAUCGUAAAUAUGUUACAUAGUUUUAAGGUAAUAAAAUUAUAAUGAUAAAUUGGGAUGUUUUUUAGUAAUAUCCGCUUUUUACAAACGUACAUCCGCCUUUAUUGGAAUCCGCACCUAA
Molecule: messenger RNA, 1006 nt
Organism: Hyposmocoma kahamanoa
Lineage: Eukaryota; Metazoa; Arthropoda; Insecta; Lepidoptera; Cosmopterigidae
Gene: FRG1
Product: protein FRG1 homolog
Exons: 5
Coding region: 101-877 (258 amino acids)
Cellular component (GO): striated muscle dense body; catalytic step 2 spliceosome; nucleolus
Molecular function (GO): actin filament binding
Source: RefSeq, a predicted model, not a curated record